UGUAACUUGUUGCUGUAACAGAGAAACUUCCCAAUCUGCCCAUCUCGGUUUCAAAGCGCAUCAGCAGUGCUUUUAUUUUGUCACGCUAGCCGGAAGUGCGUGCGCGUACGUGUGACUGCUGUGUGGGUUUUGACGGUGGUGAAUUAGUGCAGGGGAGUGGAGAGAGACGCUGGGAGAGGACUCAAACACUCACUCACACACACUCACUCACUCACACACACACACAGACGCGCACGCACAGACGCACUCGACCCACACUUGGAGGUAAAGGACGCACCAAAAGACGCAAGAAGGGCUUUCUUUUUCACUGAUAUUCUGCGCUUUCUCUCUCUCUCUCUAUCUCUCUCUCUCUUGCUCAACGGCAGGAGAAAGAAAAAGUUUCCUGAAAGAGAGGAAGAGGAGAGGAGUGUCGCUCGGUCGGAGCACGCAGAGACAAGCUCGCGCUCUUUGACUCUUGUCCUGGAAAUAAUUUUUUUAUUUUUAUUUUUUAGAUUAUUUUUGAAUGUUACGCGCCUUGCUGUCCUGGGGGGAUUCCGUCUGUGCGGGCUUUCCUUUGCUGCACAAAUCCACACGCCAGCCUCUGUGUUGAUAAACCGUGACAAGACAAGAAGACGGAGAACCGGACCAAAAGGGGGCCAAAAACUCACCAGGUAUGGCGGCAGUGUUGCCGAGAACCCUGGGUGAGCUGCAGCUCUACCGCAUCCUGCAGCGAGCCAACCUGCUCUACUACUACGAGGCCUUCAUCCAGCAAGGCGGCGACGACGUGCAGCAGCUGUGCGAGGCCGGCGAGGAGGAGUUCCUCGAGAUCAUGGCGCUCGUCGGCAUGGCCAGCAAGCCGCUGCACGUGCGGCGCCUGCAGAAGGCGCUGCGCGACUGGGUCACCAACCCGGCCGUCUUCAACCAGCCGCUCACCUCGCUGCCCGUCUGCAGCAUCCCCGUCUACAAACUGCCCGAGGGCUCGCCCACGCUGCUCGGCGCCCAGGACCGAUCCAACACCGCCAGCGUCAAGAUGCCAAAAGCCGCCGCCGUAACCGCCGCCGCCUGCUCCGACCCAGGGAAGCUGGACGUGGCGCGGGACAAAGUGUCGGCCGGGUCGCCCCUGCAGGGCGGCAGCGAGGCUCGAUUCUGGUCGGGCCACAGCAACGACAGCGAGCACAGCCUGUCGCCGUCGGACCUCGGCUCCCCGUCCUCGCCGAGAGACGCGCUGGAGGCUCUGGACGCUGCGGCGGUCCAGUCGGUCCUGGAGUGCGUGGACCGGAUGGCGCCGGGGCUUCCCAAGACGGACUUAGCCGAGGUCAAAGAGCAGCUGAAGAACAACAAGAAGCUGGCAAAGAUGAUCGGACACAUCUUCGAAAUGAGCGACGACGAGCCGCGGCGGGAAGAGGAGAUCCGAAAAUACAGCGCCAUCUACGGACGCUUUGACUCCAAGAGGAGGGACGGAAAACACCUGACGCUGCACGAGCUGACGGUGAACGAGGCGGCGGCCCAGCUCUGCAUGAGGGACAUGGCUCUGCUGACGCGCCGGGACGAGCUGUUCGGACUCGCCCGCCAGAUUUCCAGAGAGGUCACUUACAAAUACACCUACCGCACCAGCAAGUCUCGCUGCGGAGACAGAGACGAGCCGUCCCCUAAAAGGAUUAAAACAGAGGAGAACUUCUUCGACAUCCAGGAGGCGCUGCAGGCCAUCCACAUGAGGCAGGAGAUGCUGCGGGAGCAGCUGGCCUGCGCCAAGUCCAAGGGGGAAGAAACCGUCGGACGAAAUCUGCAGAUUGUUUGUGUCCAUCAGAUGCAGCUGGAGCGUCUGCUGGCCAGGCAGAUGGAGAUCCUGCAGGACGCCGCCGUCCAGGAGCGCCUCCAGGCUCUGGACUGGAGGAUCCCCCCCGCCGCCUUAAAGUACCUCAGCGACGCCCAGAACACCAACGGAGCCGACGCCAGCAGAGACAGCCAAGAUGAACGACCAAUCAACUUGCGUGUGGUCAGUCAGAACAUGCAAGAAGGCGAUCUCCCAUUGGGCAAGCAGCUAGCCAAUGAACUGAAGCGCCAUCACAACCACAACAACAACCACAACAACAACAACAGCAACACAGAAGAGACCAAAACAUCAGCAACAGAAAACGGAACGUCGCAGCGAGCGUCCAGCAACCCAGAGAAGAAGACCAUCAAGUCAGAGCCGGAAGACUCCACAUAGUGCCUCCCGCCUUGCCCUACCACCAACCCCCACUUGCACCCCCAAUUCAUUCUACUCACACUUGACAGUAUGCAGUUAUUACCCAUCAAUAGAUACUAAGCAAGCACAGCCACAGUAGAGCCUUAACAACCAAUGUUGCCUCAUGAAUAGCAUUUUUUUUCUUUGAUUUUGUCUUUCUGUUUUGACGGUAUUCGCCAAAGCAUCUAGAGAGCAUGUCAAGAAGCCGUACACGUUAGAUGUACAUGUAAUUUAAGAGUGAUCUGUUUGUGUACUUUUUAUGUGUCCAUGGGUGUUAUGUUUGUUGCUUUCUUUGCACAGCCAGGUUACAGGCUGUGAUGCCGGGGGCUGAGUCUUAACUCAAACGUAGAUUCAGAGAUGAGAUAAAAUAAUAAUAAUAAAUUGAAUUUAUAUAGUGCUUUUCACGAACAAAAAGCAGAAAUGUUGGCUUUUUUCACUGCACGUCUUCAGCAUCUUGGUAACACUUUAUAUGACUACCGGUGUAGCCAAUAUUUUUCUUCACUUACUUGGACCUUAAAACUGAAGCGACAGAGUGAAAUAUCUCCACAACUAUGGAAGAAUUUGGUACAGCCAUUCAUGUCAUUAACAACAUGAAUUGUACAAAUUUGGGUGAUUGAGCGCAGUCAUGAAGGCAAAGCGCAUUUGUCCAAUACUUUGGUCAAUGACCAAAUACCUGUGAGACUAAUUCCAUUCCCAUCAGUGUCAGUGGUGCUAAUUACCAAUGCUAGCGUGCUAACAAAGAUGGUGACCAUGGCAAACAUAACUAACUAAACAUUGGCAUUUAGCUUGAAAGCAAUGCAAGUACAGCCUCACAGAGCUGCUUGACGUUUAGUCUAAUUAUUAUGAUGGAAACACAGUGUUGGUGGCUCUUGUAGGCAAGGUCACCGAAUCAAUAACCUAAUACAUAAUACUAUACAUACAAACCCAUAUGAAUACUUAUUGGGGAAAAAUAUCAAAGAUCAUCAGCACGUCAUAACAACGGGAGAUAUACAAAGCGUUAUCUAAUUUUGAGAUGUACGGUGGUUGUCUGUAGGCUGCAUUUGCUUCCAGAAACCCACUCUCCAGUUUCAUGCAUUUACAAGGCAACUAAAAUACAAAUAAGAACCAAGCUACAGUACUUGAGAAGACAUACUGCUCAUCAUAUAGUUGUUAAUAUGGUUAAUGUAUGGAAUGAGGUAAAUUAAUAUAUGAACAUAUUGGACUCUCUGUCACCAGGCAAGCUGGAUGCAGGAUUCCAGAUAUGAGCAAAGAAAGUAAAAAGAAUACAACAAGAAGAUCUUAAAAAAACUACCAGCAAUAGCCAAAGAUUUAGCAUUUAGCUGGAGGCUUAUUGUCAUUUCCCUGGCUGUCGCCCCGCGUCUUCUGGCCCUCCGUCAUUCUCCCGAAUCUAACAUAGACGUCUGCGUUUGUACUGUAACUCAAAAGGUGUAAAGGUACUGUAGGGAGAUUGAGUUAGGAUUCAGCCCCUUUAGCAGGUUCGUUUUUCUGCCAUACACUUCAAAUGGGAAAAAAACAGGAGAGGUUGGAUGAAUCCUUCCUUCCUUGCUCUUGUCUUGUGUAUAUUUAUGGAAGGUAAUUUAAGAAGAGGAUGUAUAGGAGCUGUUGUGGAGUAACAGCAGGGGACCUCUGUCAUUCGUCUCGGUAGGAUGGCUGGCAUGCCGGAGGCCGAGCUAAUUGCUUCAUUUCACUUUGUAAUUUAGCAAAACACUGCUGUUGAAGCGACACCACGCAAAUACAAGGGAGUAUUUCAGGAAUUAUUUUUUUUUUUUUUUUUGUAAGCAAUGAUCCAACAAGCUUUCAGCAGGCCCCACGGGUUGUCAAAUUCCACCCAAUGCGUAAACCUUCAACUGAAUCAAAUAUAAAGGAUUGCAGGUGUGUGGUUUUUCAACAGCAGCAGCAAAAAGCAAAAAUUCCUGUAAAUAGUACCGUGAUAACAAAUCGUGCGAGCCUAAUCUCUCAACCAGGGUUUUCCUUUGUCAAGUGUAACUUUGCUGUAGAUUUUUCGGUGUCAAUACAGUGUUUAUGUGCGUAGAGCAAAAAGGAAAAAAAAGAAAACUUAAGUGUCGUUGAGGAAAAAAACACAACCGCGUGAAUGUGUCUGGUAUAUAUAAAAAAAAACACGCUUUACAUGAUGAUAAUGUUGACUAGCCUUAGCUCUUAACAGUGUUUAAUCCACCUGUGAUGGCCAUCAGUGCAUAUUUCAAAGAUGUGUUGUUGCUGUUUAGAGGUAGAUACAUAGCAAAAUAAGUGUCCACUGUGUUUUUAUGUGUUCGCCACACUGUGUACUGUAAAUAUGUCUGGUUUGGUCCACGAUGAUAAUAAUCUCCAGACAAGUUGGUCUAACUCUCCUUUCACCCCCCGUACUCCCUGCGGAUAGUUUAGUCUCACUCAGCGUAACGGCAGACAAAUGCAAUAUUUAUGUAAGUAAUAAGUCCUGCAUACUAUAUGGAACCAUUAUUUUGUCAUGUGCUCAGUAACUGUACGUCCGUCAUGACCUUCAGGGUGGGAAUUCACCUGCAACGUGGGGAAAUGUUUGUGUCGUCUCACUUUUAGUGCCGCAGGGUACUGUGUUUGUAUUUCAAGACAUUGUUCCAGCAACGGAUUUGUUGUUGAUCUAGUUUUGCUAAAGCUCAACUAGCUGGUGAAUUCCGGGAGCUAAAGUCCAAUGUGGUCCGGGGACAAAACGCCCUCAGCCGGGUUGGCUCAAACACUGGCAUUGUUAGCGUAAGCGUGACAAUUGUACGAUGUUGCAGAGAAUAGCGCGCGUCUGACCUGCCGUCUCACUGAUCACCGAUCUCCUCACUGUUUAUUGUAAAAUGUGAUAGAUUAGGCUUCACCUAGUUAUGCACCUGUUUUUUAAACACUAAUAUAUUUUAUUUGUUAUACAGCACAUAAACAUUAAACUUUAUUUUUUUGAACUCUA
Molecule: messenger RNA, 5129 nt
Organism: Perca flavescens (yellow perch)
Lineage: Eukaryota; Metazoa; Chordata; Actinopteri; Perciformes; Percidae
Product: NGFI-A-binding protein 1
Exons: 8
Coding region: 653-2188 (511 amino acids)
Biological process (GO): negative regulation of DNA-templated transcription
Cellular component (GO): nucleus
Molecular function (GO): transcription factor binding; transcription coregulator activity
Source: RefSeq, a predicted model, not a curated record